Messenger RNA from Pocillopora verrucosa, 2627 nucleotides. RefSeq names its product nuclear transcription factor Y subunit beta. The record is from RefSeq and is a predicted model, not a curated record. Gene Ontology annotation, molecular function: transcription coregulator activity. Lineage: Eukaryota; Metazoa; Cnidaria; Anthozoa; Scleractinia; Pocilloporidae. Gene Ontology annotation, cellular component: transcription regulator complex. Gene Ontology annotation, biological process: regulation of transcription by RNA polymerase II.
CAGAAAAUGGCGACGUAGACAGCUACCAUAACUAAACUAAAACUCGCUCAAAUAUUGAAAUCGCUUUGAAAUUGGCCUUUACUUUGAAACUUGAGUGGAAGAUGCCUGUUCUGAUCGAAAGAACUCGUCCGCCAAAAGCCCAAUUAAGGGCUGUGCAUGCGUAUAUACGGCGACAACGGGAGAAAGGAAAGCAAGCAUUGGCCGAAAGCAAGGCAAAGGAAGAAGAAGAAAAGCAGCGUAAAAAAGAAGAAGAAAAAAAGAAGGAAACUGUAGAAGAUGUCAAAAAGGAAAUUGCAGAAUUAGAAGCCAAACUAGAGCAACUGAAGCAGAAGAAACACGAUCUUUUUUCUCAGUUCAAAAGAGCUUUAAAUUAUGAAAACGAAUUGAAGAGACAGCAGGAGAAUCAAGCUGCUUUGAAGGCAUCUGCUAAUGUGAUAACCAGUUCUAGAGGCGUUCUUGGUUUACCAACUGGACAGCCCUUUAUUUCGCAAAGUGUGCCUCCGCAACCUGGAUUGAUGGACGCUGUUCCCAAUUCAGGUGUGAUCAGAAGACCAAGUAGUCCUUCACGGGCACACCCCCUCUCAGGUUUCAUUCAGGCACAAAUUCAUUCACAACAGCUGCAAAACCUUCAACUCCCACAUGCCUCCUAUCCAUCUCAGACAGCACAGGUGCGUCCAACAGCAGCCCCAGAGAGAUUUCCAGGGUAUCCCCAUGGUCAGGUACAAGCACCUGUCAUCACAGGGAAUCAGGUUGAUCCUGAAAGUCGUUUUCCAGGAAAGCAACACCCACCUUCACAGCUCCCUACCACUGGAACACCUCAAGAAUCACAAGCACAGUUCAACAGACAGCCAUUGCAACAAGGUGGACAACCUCAGCAGGAAAAUCAGCAGGCAUUCCCAAGUCACCAAGUACAACAGCAGCAACAACAGCAACAACAACAACAACAACAACAACAACAACAACAACAACAGCAGCAGUUUCCAUAUCAUGUGCAGCUGCAACAACCAGGUUAUCAACAAUACAUACAACAUGGCAGUCAGAAACAAACUUUUCAACAGCCUCCACCACACCCUCAACAGCAACAACAACAACAACCAGGUCCAACAUCACACAACCAAGGAACUCAGCAUGGGUACCCUGUGCAUCAUUCUGGCCAGGACCAAGCACAUCUCCAGUCUUAUCCUAUACAUGGUACAAGUGUCCAAUUGCAAACACAGCAGUCCUAUCAAGCACACCCUCAGCAACAGGGAUACCAACCAAAGCAACAAUCAGGAGCAUAUCAAGUUCAGCAAGGAGCAGUAAGCAACCAGCAUGUUUACCAUUUGCAGCAGCAACAACAACAGCAGCAGCCUGUGCAGUACCCUGGAAUACAGGGACACCAAGGGCAACAGCCUGACCUGACACAACACAGGCAGCAAAGCAUGGCACCGCAGCAGUACCACCAGCAACAAAGCAGUCAGAGUCAAAGUCGACAAGUGCCAUAUGAUGCAGGACAUCAAUCCCAACAAAUGGUUCCACCUCAGCAGCAGCAGCAGCACCAGAAGCCAGAACAGAGACCAAGUACAGGACCUGGGUAUUCCCAAAACUAUCAGCAUGAAUAUCAGCAGCACCAUCUACAGGGACCCCAGUCAACAAAGAGAGCCAGCCACAAGUUCAGUCCUUAUCCAUACUCUGGAUCAAAGAGCCAUCAUCAAGGAAAUGCUGCAAAGAAAUACUCAGGAAAGUACCAAAGCUCUCAAGAAGUGACUUCAUCUUCAGGAUCUCACACAGGGCCUUCAGGAAGUUCCUCCCACUCAAGACACCAUCAUCAUCAAGGUAGCAGGAGUCACAAGCCAGGAACAGGAUAUAGUUCAUCCAGUAGCCAACCAAAGUCAUCCAGAUAUUACCAGUGAAAAUGUAUAUACACUGUCGCUUUACGCAGACGCGUUUAUGCAUGGAAACACGAAUCUUGUUUUAUUACUGAGAACGAAAAUGUGAAAAAAAACUGUGAAGAGUUACGUCGUCCAUAUGACGAUGUUAUACCAAUGAAAACAUGCAUUCAUGUAGAGAUAGUGUCUUUUGUGCAGAUGUCUGGCAUCAUCUUUGAAAAAAUGCAACAGAUGCAAUCCGGCGUAGGACUUUCCAACAAGAGCUAAGUAAACCUUGAAGCUUCUAUUGAUGGAAUCAGUAAAAUACACUGAAGGCAAUCCAGUGGAGCUGUUACUAUUUCAAAGAGUAUCCAAGUUGCUUUAAUCAGAAUUCGCCAGGGCUGCUCCUUCUAUGCGGAGCGCGGUGUGCAAAGACACGUAAUUUCUGCAUGCGUUGAUGCGUUGACUUUAGAGCCUGCACUGCAGUUCGGUCUUGCCUUGGUAUAAGACCACUAAGAGACCUUUAAUACAGUAUAUUUCAGAACCCUCUUGACUUCAUAGAUUGGAAAAUAUGAGAGAAAAGGGAAAACUGUUCUCGUUGGCCUCGUUAUCUUUAACUAAAAUUUUGAAAACGAAAAAUCUCGACGGGCUUCAAUGCUUUCAAGCUCCCGGUGUGGGAAGAGGAAAAUGAAGAUGAAGUAACGACGAUGGUGGACUGGAUAGUGUUAUCUCAUAACUCUCAGUGUAAUAAUAAAGGAUAUCAGCACGAUUUGAAUCAAA